Molecule: messenger RNA, 549 nt
Organism: Lagopus leucura (white-tailed ptarmigan)
Lineage: Eukaryota; Metazoa; Chordata; Aves; Galliformes; Phasianidae
Product: RANBP2-like and GRIP domain-containing protein 8
Exons: 4
Molecular function (GO): protein binding
Source: RefSeq, a predicted model, not a curated record
AGCGGAGGGCGUUGCGGCGUGUGUGGAGCGGGAACUUGCGUAGCGUACGAGUGCCGGCCUUCCGCCGCUUGCUCUUUCUCCUGGUGAGGCUCGGCGCGGUUCCCGACGACGAGUGCCGGCCGGACGGCCGGGCUCGGCGCCAUGCUACGACGCACGAAGCCCGAGGUGGAGAGAUACGUCGCCUCCGUGCAGGCCGCCGCCUCCUCUCCUAGAGAGAGAUCGUUGAAAGGAUUCCUUUUUGCUAAGCUGUAUUUUGAGAUAAAAGAAUAUGAACUUGCUAAAAGAUACAUUUCUACUUAUCUCAGUGUCCAAGAGAGAGAUCCCAAAGCUCACAGGUUUCUGGGACAGAUUUAUGAAGCUCAGGAUAACAUAGAAAAAGCUUUUGGGUGUUACAAGCGUUCUGUGGAGCUGAAUCCAAUGCAGAAAGAUCUUGUGCUGAAGAUUGCAGAGUUGCUGUGUAGUAACAACAUCACUGAUGGAAGAGCCAAGUACUGGGUUGAGAAAGCUGCCAGGCUCUUCCCUGGGAGUCCUGCUGCUUACAGACUGAAG